AUGGCUGACGGAAAGCUCACCGACCAUCAGGUCAUAGACCUGACGACGAUCCUCCGCUCCGAUCAAAGCCUAGACGCAAAGGUCAACUACCUCAACCUGAUCAAGUCCGGCAUCAAGCAGCACAAUGUCCCCGAAACAUCGGUAGCGCAGCUCUUUGAUGGCCUGCGGGCCGCGUCCUCGUCGCAACACACGUCCAUCGUCAACGUCGGCUUCACCUCGCUGAACCACCUCAUUACGCGAUUGACGCGACAGGAGCCGAAAUACCUCGCCAAAGAAGCUGCCCGCACGCUACCCCUCAUUGCUGAGAAGCUGGGCGACCAGAAAGACAAACUGCGGACAACAGCGCAUGGCGCCCUGUGCACAUACUACACGGUCGCGCCAAUCGAGGUCGAGAGGGUGAUUCGGAACAAUGCGAUGACGGGCAAGAACCCGCGCGCCAAGGAGGCCGCCAUGGCAUGGCUCUUGCAGAUGCACCAAGAGCAAGGCCUCCAGUUCAGGAGCUAUGUCCCUCUCCUGAUGGAGCUGCUCGAAGACGCCGACGGCAUGGUGCGCGACGCGGCAAAGAGCACAGUCAUCGAAUUGUUCCGCAACGCGCCAGGCGCGGCAAAGUCGGACCUCAAGCGCCAACUCAAAAACUUCAAGGUGCGGCCCGCGAUCGAGCAAUCCAUCGUCAAGGCUAUCGCGCCAAACUCUGCCUCUGUUUCCACCUCUGCUCGACCCGAGACGCCGGCAGAAGCUGCUGCCCCUGCCCCUGCCCCUAAGAGACAGGCACUGAGCGCCAGCACAACCUCGACGUCGGUCGACCGGCCCAUCACCCCGGCACUGGAAGUGCGCGCGUCGGAGAACAUUGAGCCCCAGUACGUGAACACCCACCGCGAACUCGACGACAUCUUUAAGGGGAUGGCGUGGUGCUUUGAGGGCAGAGAGUCUGAGCAGAAUUGGGUGCAGCGCGAGGCCAGCAUGGGAACCCUGCGAAAGCUCAACGCGGGUAACGCGCCGUCUGAUUUCCCAGAGACCUUCCUGACGGGCUUAAAGUCUGUGUUGGAUGGAAUCAUCAAGUCAAUGACCUCACUGCGAACAAGUCUGUCAAAGGAGGCCUGCGCCCUGGUACAGGAUGUUGCAAUCACCUUUGGGCCUGGCAUCGACCCUCUGGUGGAGCUGCUCAUGCAAACACUCGUCAGACUAUCCGCGGGUACCAAGAAGCUCAGCUCCCAACUGGCGAACACGACCAUUGAGACGGUACUGAACCGAGUCACCUACAGCCAUCGUCUGAUGCAGCAUAUUCACGGCGCCGCACAAGACAAGAACGUGCAGCCAAGGACCUAUGCUACAGGCUGGCUCAAGAUCAUCCUGAAGAAGGAGGCAGGCCACAAGGGCCACCUCGAGCAUUCCGGGGGUCUGGACUUGAUUGAGAAGAGCAUCAAGAGGGGACUGGCUGAUGCCAACCCUGCUGUGAGGGAGCGCAUGCGAUCGACUUUCUGGACUUUCUGGGGGAUCUUUCCCGCUCGGGCCGAUGCAUUGAAAGAGGACCUGGAUGCUACAGCUCAGAAACUAUUGAACAAGGAUCCCAGCAACCCCAAUGCGCCCACCAAGGCCGAAGCGCCCGUCGCACCUCGCCCUGGUCUUGGCCUCUCCAAGAGUACCGUGACCAAGCCCAGCGUCCGAGAGCACAUGCUUGCCCAGAAGAGGGCUGCUCUCGAGACCAAGAAGCUGCCAGCCAGGCCCGGGUCUGCGAUGGCGCACAUCUCGCCCGUACGCAAAGUGUCAGACCCAAAGCCGACCAAUGCUGCGAAACCUACGGGUACUAGGGCGCGCCCAGAGGCAGGCACCAUCUCGGUCAAUGCUAGCGGCAUGUCGGUGGCUCCUAUGCGUCCGGCACGCAGGCGACCAGAGAUGGCUGCUCGUCCGGCUACUGCAGGCCCUUAUUCUGUUCGCGAGCACCCCACUGCGAUGGAAGCCGACAGCCCGGGCGCCACCAGGAGCAAGGCGCCGCCGUCACGACCGCAACGCAAGGACACGCCUCCUAGAAGGACGGCUCAGCGACCAAGGCCCGGCCAUGCCUCGCACGCGAGCGAGUCGCACGUGAGAUCGCCGAGUGCUAGGCCCAAAUCGGCGCUCUCUACGCGUGGCAGCCCUGCGAAGAUUAAGAGUACGCAACCUGCUGCAACAGCCGCGCCAGCAGUGUCUAGUUCCGUGCAAGGGGAGAACGAGGUACCCGAAACGAUCCCAGCCCGGGUGAGCACGGUUGAGCCACCAGCCCCCGAGCCCGCAGCGGCGUUGGAGGAAAUUUCAGAUCCUCAGCCAGAGCAAUUGCAAUCUCCUGGCGAGGCACCCCCUGUUGAGCCAGAAGCCGAAGCCGAAGUCGAAGUCGAAGCUGAAUUUAAAGUCGAGGAGUCUCUCCCUGCGGUUGUUACCCCGGAGGACGACCGUGAGCCUACUCGGUCGCCGACACCGGCCGUGGCUGCGCCCGAAUUCACCCUUCCCAUCCACCCAGCGCCAGCUGAGCAUGAAUCUCUCAAGGUGUAUGAAGAUCCUUUCGUCGAAGAGCAGCCGACAUCCAAACCCACCAUCGUCACGCCUGUGCUGGAGGAUAGGCCUGUGAACGAGGGCGCUGCUCUACAGCCUUCUGCCAACAUCCUGGAUGGCACCAACGACUCGCCCGAGAAGGCCCGUCAGAACUCUCGCCUGCUGGACAGUGGCAUUGCUAAGAUCCGAGCCAAGUCUCUCGAGGUGCAUGGCUUUCGCAAGCUGCAGUCUCUUGUCCGCGAUAACAAGACGGUCCUGAACGACGAGAAGUCUGAGGUGCUCUUGCUGGGUCUCUUUGAGUAUCUCGAGGACCCCCUGUCUUCCGUUGCAGCGGAUAAGGUGCAGGACGUCAAGGCACAGAUCUUGACCACAAUCAAGCUCCUGCUGAAGAAGGAUCGAGAGAACUUCAAGCCGCACGUGUCCAAAUGUCUCGAGUCUUUGUUGAAGACCAGGAGCGCCUACGACAACCGGUCUCACAUUGUCAGUGGCCUGGAGCUAUUGUCCGACACGCUGGUCUCGCUAGGCGACCCGGCAGAGAUCAUCUGUGUACUGGCAGGCCGUCUCAACAAAUGUUCUGACUCGUCGGUUGAGGAUUGCCGGGCACUCAGCAUGGGCUUGCACAUUUUGAAGACACUCCUGGAGAAGCAGCCUCAGGCGGAGAGCAUCCUUGGAGACAGCGAGAUGUCCAGUCUUGGCUCGCUGGCCGGGCGCUGCCUCGAGAGCUCCGACUCGGGCGUCAGGAUGGAUGCCGUGCAGCUGUGCGUUGCGCUGCACUCCAAUGUGGGAGAGGCGACGUUUUGGGCAGUGAUGGAGGGUGUCAAGGACGAUCCCAAGAGCUUGAUCACGUAUUACAUUGUGAAAAAGCAGCGUGAGCAGGCGGUAUGA
This is a messenger RNA of Emericellopsis cladophorae, 3411 nucleotides long. Its product is annotated as Protein STU1. Gene Ontology annotation, molecular function: microtubule binding. The transcript has a single exon. Gene Ontology annotation, cellular component: spindle microtubule; mitotic spindle; cytoplasmic microtubule. The record is from RefSeq and is a predicted model, not a curated record. NCBI's taxonomy places the organism in Eukaryota, Fungi, Ascomycota, Sordariomycetes, Hypocreales, Bionectriaceae. Gene Ontology annotation, biological process: mitotic spindle assembly; astral microtubule depolymerization. The coding region runs from base 1 to 3411 and encodes 1136 amino acids.